Molecule: messenger RNA, 1421 nt
Organism: Talpa occidentalis (Iberian mole)
Lineage: Eukaryota; Metazoa; Chordata; Mammalia; Eulipotyphla; Talpidae
Gene: KCNK17
Product: potassium two pore domain channel subfamily K member 17
Exons: 5
Coding region: 1-1023 (340 amino acids)
Biological process (GO): stabilization of membrane potential; potassium ion transmembrane transport
Cellular component (GO): membrane
Molecular function (GO): potassium ion leak channel activity
Source: RefSeq, a predicted model, not a curated record
AUGUGCAGCCCAAAAGCCCGGAGGGUGCCUGAGGGCAGGGCCAGGGACUACAGAAUGCCCAGGACAGCUCUCCUGCUGCUCGCCUACCUGGCUCACCUGGCACUGGGCACCAGCGUGUUCUGGAUGCUGGAGAGCCCAGCAGCGAAAAACUCCAGUGACAGAUUCCAGAGCGACAAGUGGGCGCUGCUGCGGAACUUCACGUGCCUGGACGGCCCUGCGCUGGAGAUGCUGAUCCGGGGCAUCAUCCAAGCAUACAAAAGUGGGGACAUCACCUUCGACAACACCACCAGCAUGGGACGCUGGGAGCUCGAGGGCUCCUUCUUCUUUUCCGUGUCCACCAUUACCACCAUUGGCUACGGCAACCUGAGCCUCCACACCAUGGCGGCCCGCAUCUUCUGUAUCUUCUUUGCUCUUGUGGGGAUCCCCCUCCACCUCGUGGUGCUCAACCAACUGGGGCAUCUCAUGCAGCGAGGGAUGCAUAACUGCACCCGCAGGCUGGGGGGUGCCUGGCAGGACCCAGCCAAGGCCCGCUGGCUAGCAGGCACGGGGGCCCUCCUCUCAGGCCUCCUGCUCUUCCUGCUGCUGCCCCCACUGCUCUUCUCCCACGUGGAGGGCUGGAGCUACAUGGAGAGCUUCUACUUCGCCUUCAUCACCCUCAGCACCGUGGGCUACGGUGACUACGUGAUUGGGAUGAACCCCUCCCGGAGCUACCCAGUGUUGUACAAGUACACGGUGUCGCUGUGGAUCCUCUUUGGGAUGGCAUGGCUGGCCUCGAUCAUCAAGCCCAUCCUGUCCCUGCUGGAGACCCCCAGGAGACCAUGUUCCUGUUACCACCGCAGCUCCAAGGGGGACUUGAAGUCCAAAAGCUGGAGACAGUGCCCAGAUGGGGAGGCAGAUGGGGAGGCAGACAGGGAGGCAGAGCCCCACCCCCCACAGCCAGGCAGCUGUCCAGAGGGGCCCAUUAGAAUUGCACAGCAUCCAGAAGCUAAUACUCAAUUUGAAUGCUCUGGAAAGGACAGCUAGUUAUACUCCAGUAUCUGUUCCAUCUUCUUCCUCAGUAACAUGAUGCCCAAUUUUAAGUUUGGUACAUGAGCACCCGCAGUACAGACUACAUUUUUUGUCUUCCCUUGAGGCUGGGUGCAGCUAGAUGAUUAGAUUUCGGCCCAAAAGGAUGCACAGAGUAUCUUAUGUGGUUUAUGGAUGUGACUUUCAUGGAGAGGUGGGCAGGGUGUAUACCUCUUCCCUAUAUCCUCCUAUCUGGCUGCAAUGCUGAUACGGUGGCUGGAGCUCUGGCAGCCAUGUUGUACCAUGAGGUACAAGCCAUGUUUGAGAUUGGUGAUACAAUUAGAAAGAGCCUGGAUAUCUGAUAUUUGCAGAGCCACCAUAACAAAGUUGGACUAAAUAAUACCAAAUUUCAUUAA